AUGGUGCUGACAGACUGUGUGAUCCUGCCACUAUCCAUGGUGCUGACAGACUGUGUGAUCCUGCCACUAUCCAUGGUGCUGAUAGACUGUGUGAUAUGUGGUAUUGACAGACUACAUGAUCCUACUACUAUCAGUGCUAUUGACAUACUAUGUGAUCCUGCCGCUAUACGUGGUACUCACAGACGACAUGAUCACAGUUUGUCAGCACCACGGAUAGUGGCAGGAUCACACAGUCUGUCAGCAUCAUGGAAAGUGGCAGGAUCACACAGUCUGAUACAUGUCAUGGAAAGUAACAGUUACAUCAUAGAAUGCACCACGUUUAGUCACAGCCAUAGCAUGAAAAGUGCCACAAACGGUAACAACUACAGCAUGAUAGGUACCACAAAUGGUAACAGCCACAGCAAGAAUUGUAACAUAAACGGUAACAACCACAGCAUGACAGACACAGUGUGA
Messenger RNA from Pelobates cultripes (western spadefoot toad), 453 nucleotides. The record is from the annotation of a GenBank genome assembly. Lineage: Eukaryota; Metazoa; Chordata; Amphibia; Anura; Pelobatidae.